AUGGCUACGUCAUUAUAUCUGACGCCAGUCCCCUCCCUAAACUCGGUAUUGAAUUCAUCAAAGCUGUCUGUGAAUAAUGAGCGAGCUGCACAUAACUUUGCAUACUUGGAGCACGACUUGGGAGAGGCAUUUGCUUCCCGCUCAGAAGACGAGAGUAUCAAUGCUUUCGUUCGAUUCCUCUUUGCAUUCACUGGCUUGAGAGAACUAUGCUUCGAGUUGACCUACGGUUAUUCCGGGUCUAGCAAUUUUAAACACUUUUGUAUCGUAGCAACAUGCGAGCCAGACAGCCCUAUCAGUUCCCCCGGCGCAAAUCACAGCCCUAUCAUCGAUAUGACUCGCCAUGAUUGGAGCAAUGUCUCAGACUCCUGCAGCCCUGGGUUUGUGUUGAGCCUGCCCACGGUUCAAGAAUGCAAUGAUCUCCAGAACUAUAGUCCUUCCAAUGCAUGUUUGGUUAUCGAGAUUUGCCGAAGCAGGAUUCGUUUGCGAUAUGACUGUGCAUUGAUGCCCGUGAAAAUCGCCUCUUCUGUCUUUGCUUCUCUCUUGUCAUAUCUUGGACAGAGCGGUGUGACUUUGAGGAGGUCGGUAAUCAAUUACCCGCCUCAUCCAGAGCCACCGCUCCUCCGACAAGAUGCAAACUGGUCGGAAGGGAAACCUCCGAUUGGACUGCAUACUGCAUUCGAGCGUCGAGCAAAGCAAUAUCCGGACCGGAUUGCACUGGAUUUCCUCAGUCAUGCCAAAACAUCUGCCAGACCUGCAAUUCAUGAGAUCUUGUCGUAUGCUGAGCUAGACUCCGUCUCGAGCUAUCUCAGUGCUAAGCUCCUAGAACACUUUUCUAAAAAUUCUCAUCAGUGUCAACCUAUCAUUCCGUUCUGUGCUUCUACAUCUGUAUCAUUCUAUGUCUCCUGGCUCGCUGUUUUGAAAGCCGGCUUUGCUUUCUGUCCUAUACCCCUUGACGCCCCGAACUCGCGGAUACAUGGCGUAUUUCAGGACAUAUCUGCAUCAAUUGCACUUGGUUGUGGCAAAAGGUCAAGCCAAAGGGUACUGGCUGCAGAUGAACAGUCAGGCCAAAAGUACCUCGAUUCAUUACAUUGGAUCGACGUCGAAGAAGUCUUCGCAGACUGGAGAUCGCUGCCUCAGGACCAACAUGCUGUCAGAAGAUCAGUCGAUGUACUUGGUACAGACUUGGCGUAUGUUAUGUCUACAAGUGGAUCUACAGGGAGCCCAAAAGGUGUCCGGAUAUCCCAUCUCGCUGCAACUAUUACCAUUAGUUCUCAUGAGCGACUCCUUAGUGACAGCUGGUACGCUCAUGAGUUUCGGUGGUUUCAGAUGGCACCAACAACAUUUGAUCCAUCGGUGGUGGAAAUGUUCCUAACAUGGUCCACUGGCGCCACUUUGUGUUCGAGUCAUCGCGAACUCACCCUCACUGAUCCAGAAGGUACUAUCAACGAGCUCUCUGGAAACAUCGUCUUUACAACUCCAAGUCUGGCUAGUGUACUGCAUCCUGAAAAUGUACCUAGUUUAAGGUGCCUCUGGGUAUCUGGGGAAGUUAUAAAUCCCAAAGUUGUCCAGAGCUUCGCGCGUGACUCACCAGCACGAUCUAGUACAUUCAAAGAUGGGUUGUCUUACGAGGGCUUGACCAAUAUUUAUGGACCGACUGAAGCUGCUAUACAUUGCACAGCUUCCGUUGAUAUAUUGGUCAACGACAGACGGACUGUCGUUGGUACCCCGUUUGAGACAUGUUCCCUGUUUAUAAUAGAUCCUAAAGCUGCAGGUACGACCAUACUCCCUAUGGGCUUUUCAGGCGAGCUUGCUAUUGGAGGCCCUCAGCUUAGCGAAGGCUAUCACAAUCGACCUGACCUGACCGCAAAAGCCUUCGUGACGAGCCCUGAGUUUGGUCGCAUGUAUCGAACAGGAGAUCGUGCACGAUUUGUACAGAGUCCGUCUGGUCAGCUUGUUGUGGACUUUCAGGGCAGAUUGAAUGACGAUCAAGUCAAAUUAAGUGGCAGAAGAACUGAGCUAGGGGAUAUCGAAGCUGCGUUCGUCGACGUCGAAGGCAUUCGGGAGUUGGCUGCGACAGUCUUCAAGUAUGAUGAGUCUGCUAUUGGGUCAGAAAGACCAGUAGUAUGCGUCGCUCUCAAGCCUGACACUGAUGAAGAGAUUCUCCUUUCAAAUUGUCGACAAAUAGCUGAGGCGAAUUUGCCUGCCUAUAUGCGUCCAGCUGAGUAUUUCUUCGUUGAUGCCCUACCGCGUACGUCGUCAGGCAAGGUGAAAAGAUCGAUCCUUCAGCAGAUCUUCAGUGACUAUCGUACAUCCAAGCUCGGCAACAAUCAAAGUACAAAUCUAGAUGAAGAUUUGGACGAUGAAGUGGUUGAGACACUCCGACUUUGCAUUGGUAAGCUACUUGGUAUUCCGGUGAAAUCCAUCAAGCUCAACGAGCCUUUGAUCGGCCUUGGAAUCGACAGUCUACAAACGGUGCGGCUGCUUCAACUUCUACGAAUGAAUAAAGUCACUGGUUUGACCGUCAGUGACGUGUUGCAGAGCCAAACUAUCAAAAACAUUGCCAAUUUAUACCAUACAAAGUCGAAAAAUCAUGAUCAAUGUAAUUAUUCCCCGCCGUCAAGACACUGGAUUUUAGCUGCUUUCCGCCAGAAGCACGAAUCCAACUGUGUCAAAACACUGGGUCUAGCGCCAGAUGACUUGGAAAAUGUGCUUCCAACAACGGCAAUCCAGACAAGUAUUCUUGCAAGUUUUGUCAAAAACCUACCAAAGUCACGCAAGGCAUUCAUUGAGCAUUCAAUAUACCGGCCAGCACAAUAUGUUGACAUGGACCAGUUGAAGGAGGCCUGGAUAUCAUCGUUACAAGACGCCCCCAUAUACCGCACCGUGUUUACCGAGGUCGACGACGCGCUCUCGCCAUUCGCUCAGUGUAUUCUAAGUCCCAGUUCAAAAUUUUCAGAUGCACGAUCGAGGGUCAUUGAAAAUUCGUCCAGAUCAGCAAACAAGACUCUGGAUACUAUCAUCAUGGAUAUUGAGAGAAAGAUCGACCUCACAGAGCCUCCCUGGAUUCUCUCUUUUAUAUCGGAGAAUGGUACCACGGUUAUUAUAUUGAGCCAAUGCCAUGCAAUAUUCGACGGCGGAUCUAUGCAACUACUCGAAGAAGCUGUGUGGGAACGUUACCAUAAUCGUGACAUCACAAAGAGGACAACGGUCGAUAUCGCCGUCGCUAGACAUUUUGACGCCGACCACAUUGACGCAGCAGACUAUUGGAAAGCCCAAUUUCAAGACUUCACUCCGGUUAAAUUUCCUUGCUUAUCAUAUGCGAGGCCGUCCCUAGUAUCCUCAGACUCGAUGGUGACAGAGACUACUGCGAAGUUGAGUUUCUCGUCGUUGAUCCAAGGCGCCAGAAAACUUAAAGCUUCACCGCUCGCAACUCUACAAGCAGCCUGGAGCAUAAUUCUCAUGGCCUUUAGUGGAUACUCCACUGAUGUAGCCAUGGGCAGUAUCGUGUCUGAUCGACUAAAUGAAGACCUUACCAACUGUAUCGCCUUGACACAUGCAAUAGUUCCAUUAAGAGUAAGAGCGAAAGCCGACGAUAGGGUAUCUGAUGUGCUACAACGCUUGACGAAGCAUAGCUCCGAAGCUAUCAAUCACCAUCAAAUGCCACUUGACGCACUAAGAACCACAGAAAAUACUAUGCUAUACGAUACCACACUAGCAUUUCAGGCUUUUACGCAAGCAUCUAAUGCGCAGGCUCUGUGGGGACCUGUGGAGACACCUGCAAUGAACGCAGACAUUCCGAUCAUGCUUGAGAUCUUUCCACAGGAGAAAGACGAGCUACAACUUCGAGUCACGUAUAAGAAUGCGCACCUCAAUCCAUCAGCAGCAUCAAUGCUACUGGUACAGUUUGGGGACAUUAUCACUUGGCUCUUAGAGAAUCCGGCAGCACGGUUCCUUGAUGCCCAAUUUGCAGGCCAAAAAAGUACUUUAUCAAUAUACCCAGUAGAGGCUUGCAACACGCAGAAUACAUCUGAGAUCUUGUUGCACGAUCUCUUCCAGCGGAACAUCACUGGAUCAUCGUCAAAAGUAGCUUUUGAGUUUCAAGCGCAGCUUAACAACGCCAGCAAUGUUACCCAGUGGACGUAUGAAGAGCUUGAUUUGAGAGCUACGAAUCUGGCUGGUAUCCUCGUACAGAAAUAUGGCUCUCUGAGAAAGUGUAUAGUUCCUAUCUGCAUGGAUAAAUGCCCAAAGCUGUACAUCGCCAUCCUGGCUCUUCUGAAAGCAGGAGCUGCUUGGUGCUCAAUCGAUGCUACAUUUCCCUCCAACAGGAAACGAGAGCUUAUCGCAAGAUCAGGCGGGCCAAUAGUGCUUGUUCAUGAGUCGUGCACGCCUGAUUCUGUUCCCGGUGGGGUUAUUAUUGUAGACCUCUCCUCCCAGGACCUUAAUGUUAACCCUCGAAAUAGUACCACACCAGCCGUUGAUCCACCGCAAAUAUCUGAAGACGAUAUGGCGUACAUGAUAUUUACAUCAGGGACCACUGGACCCCCAAAAGGCGUGCCAAUCACGCACAAGUCUGCAGUAGCAGCAAUCAAGGCCCUAGCACACGCUAUUCCCACGGAUGUCAAAGGAGGUCAAGUUCGAUGCCUCCAAUUCUCCGGCUUCACUUUUGAUGUCUUCGUCCAAGACCUUUUUUACACAUGGGCAGUGGGAGGAGCCGUCAUUUCUUCGACGCGUGAGAUCCUUCUUGGCUCUAUCACGGAACUUUGCAAUGCAACGAGGGUGACGCAUAUCCACUGCACACCUGCAUUUGCUGGUACACUCUCACGCAAAGAUUUCAACACGGUGGAGGUCGUGACCAUGAUUGGGGAAAAGCUAUCGCAAUCUAUCGCAGAUGAUUGGAGUCAGGGUACUAGAGCCUACAACACCUAUGGACCAGCGGAAGCAACGAUUGUGUCAACGAUGCGUCAAUUCGGCGCAGAUGGUGACUUGCACAACAGCUCCAACAUAGGGCUCCCGCUACCGACCGUCGGAGCGUAUGUCCUUAAAGACGGGAAGCCUGUCCUCAGAGGUGCUCAAGGAGAGCUUGCACUGUCUGGGGUACAAUUAUCGCCCGGUUACUUCAAAGAUCCAGAAAUUGCUGCAAAGAAGUUCGUCUACAAUACGAUGUUGGACAGGCGAGUCUAUCUCACUGGAGAUAUGGUUCGCCAGCUUUCCGAUGGCACUUUUGAGUUCGUUGGGCGAGAAGACGAUCUAAUCAAGAUCAGGGGCAUCCGUAUGGAGCUUAGUGAAAUCGCAUAUUCGAUACAGGAAUGUCAUAGCUCUGUUGAAAAUGCUGCUGUUUUGUUUUGUGCGCCUACGGACACAUCUGGUGAUGAGAAUAUACUUGCAGCCUUUGUCGUCAGUCCGGAGUUCGCGGAUACCCAGGAUCUGAGAGCUCUCAUAAAUCCAAGAGCAGCUGUUCUUGCAAAAGAGAUUGCUAGGUCGGCGGAGUUGGAAUUACCCGAAGCUAUGCUACCGAAUAUCUACCUCAUGGUAAACCGCAUACCCCAUAGUGUUUCCAACAAGAUCGAUCGCAAAGCCCUCAUCAGGCUCCUACAUUUUAGCGACCUUUCUAAAUGGAGAUCCCUGAUAGAGGGAGAAGGAGCAUCGACGGCCAGUGACUUUAGCGCAUGGCCAGCGAAACACGAAAGCCUUAUCGAAAUAGUGGCCAACCUUACCGGAGUUACAAGGUCCUCGCUUGGGCCUUCUAGUAGUCUUGCUGCUCUUGGCCUCGAUUCCAUCCGAGCAAUUCGCCUCGUUGCUCGUCUAAGAAAAACUGGUUCCUCGAUAUCUGUCAUGGAAGCUCUUAGUUCCCGUACUCUGGCAGAUCUAGCAGCAAAGUCGUCAUCAUCGAAUGCUGAUGGAAAUGCGACAAAGAGUUCGCUAGCCGGAUUUAAUAGUGACUGGCAUGAUCCAGUCAAGCGUCAUAUUACAAGAGGAGGCGCCUUCACAGUUGCUCCAGCUUUAGUCAUACAGGAGAAUAUCCUCAGCGAGACAUUGCGAUCGCCGCAAGCAUACUGGAUUCACCGCGCCUCUUCUCUAGGCUCAGAGAUCGACAUGCCCCGUCUUCGAGCUGCAUGGGAAAACCUGGCUUCUAAUACAUCAGCUUUACGUACUACUUUUCUCGCCACAGCUAGUGUCGCCAACGCCCCGAGCGCUGUUCAGGAUCAUGCUCUGACAUUCCUACAAGUGAUACAUCAAGAUGCGAAUAUCGACUGGUCAGAACGUGAAGUGACUGAUUUUUCGCAAGAGUCUGCAAAGAGACGCGCCAACGAACUAUACGUAAAGCAUCAUGAAGAAAUGUAUUCGCGCCCAUUGUGGGCCGUAACCAUCUUCAAACAUGAAGAGGGCCGAACAAUGCUGUUCAGUAUACACCACUCGGUCUUUGAUGGACCAUCGUUAAGCUUCGUCAUGGAAGAUUUGCAGAGGUACUACGACGGUCUCUCAAAACCGACCAAACGUACUCAAUUGGAAGACGCCGUCAGACAGUCCUCCGUUCUUGACAGCCAAGAAAAUUGCAAUACAUUCUGGCGAAAGACGCUUCAUGGAUUCUCUGAUAAUGAUGAAGCAGACGGCCUUGUCGGCCUCCGAAGCAAGUCAAACUCUGACGACAACAUCGUACACCGGACGCAAGAAUUUGAGAGUAGCUUGAGUUACCAAAAGAUUCGCGACGUAGCUUCAAGGUUUCACAUGACGUCGGCCUCAACGAUAAUCCGACUUGCAUGGUGUCUCCUGCUCUCGGAGAUGCUAGAAAAAGAGAACGUACUACUUGGAGAGGUAGUGGACGAGCGCGUUGUGCACCCUGAUCUUGCGACGGCUAUUGGACCCCUUGUUUCGACGAUACCUGUUCCGUUCAGAAAGAUGCCAGGGCUCAUGAGUGAUGUCUUAAAGACCCAGAGUCAGCUUUACAGGAGUGUCAUGGCAAACCGUUCAGUCAGACCACGAGUAGUCAAAGAAGCCUUGGGCCAAGAUUCCAACGAUAUACUCUAUCCGGCACUUUACAUUUUUAAUGUUGAGAACGAACCCGUUGAUGAGAAAGACGGAAAACCCUCUUUGUGGACCCAGACACCGGAUAUGCUUGACCUCUCUGUUGAGCAUCCAUUGGUGCUGCACGUAUGGCCCAAGGCAGAAAAGCUACAUUUUGAACUUUCUGUCGACCAGAGUAUAGUAUCUGAUGAACAACAGCAGCUACUCUGCAAACAGCUUGAUGCAUUAGUCACUGCCAUGGUGUAUCAUGUUGAUAAGCCCAUUGAACACCUCACUUCCUUUCUCCCAGAAGAACUAUUGUCAAUCACACCACACAGAGAAACGAGAAAAUUUCCUGUUACCGUUUCCCCGACCUAUUGGGUUGAACACUGGGCGGAAAUACAGCCAGAUUGGAAAGCUGUAGAGAUUGCUAGCCAGAUCCAUGAUACUCAUGCGGACUCUGUAUGCUGGACUUACAGUGAGCUUAAUGCAGCUGCAGAGCGGGUUGCACGAUUUUUACGCACAAAGAAUGCCCACCGGAAGGCCAUCGCUGUCUGUAUGGGUAGGACCCUAUGGUCUUUUGCCGUGGCGAUUGGAAUUAUGAAAUCUUCAAACUGUUACGUUCCAAUAGAAGAGAGCUUCCCCGCUGAACGAAAGUCCUUUCUCCUUGAGGACAGUGGUGCAACACUAAUCUUCAGCACUGAAGGGCUUCUCGAUGACGUUGUUAUCCCGUAUGCCUGCAAAGUGAUCGGUAGCAACGAUGAUGAUAUUGAGCGCUGCUUAGAUGAGAGCGACGAACAGGAGACGAAUGACACAAAUGAAGAAAACCUUGACGAUAAUUCCUACCUCCUCUAUACAUCUGGCUCUACGGGCAGACCGAAGGGUGUCAUGGUCAGCCGUGGUAACCUGAGCGCUUUUACUGAAGCCCAGUCUGACUUUAUCUGUGAAGUUGUCCCCGCUACCAGAAAUCUAGGAGGUAAAGGAGCCUACCUUUGUCUUGCCAGCCGCGCCUUUGAUGUUCACAUUGGAGAAAUGUUUCUUGCUUGGAAACAUGGACUUUGUGCUACAUCUGCUUCGCGAACGAUCCUUCUAGACGACCUGGCCCUUGCCUUACGAGUACUUAGAAUUUCACAUGCCAGCUUCGUCCCAUCGUUGCUCGAUCAGACCGGAUUAACGCCAGAUGACGCGCCAUAUUUACACUAUCUCGGUGUAGGUGGCGAGAAGAUGUCUCAGAAGACGAAAAAGCUCUGGGGUGCUCAUGACAGGGUCGGCCUCAUAAAUGCAUAUGGUCCAACAGAAGCUACGAUUGGCCUUUGUUCUACAAAGUUGCUCCCGGACUCCAAUCCCAGCAAUAUCGGCUCACCACUAGGUGAUAGUAGAGCACAUGUGUUGGUACCAAAUUCAGAACAGUAUGUCAAACGUGGUAUGCCCGGCGAGCUCUGUUUCACUGGCAGCCUUAUUGCAAACGGAUAUCACAACCGGCCAGAUGCGAAAGGCUUCGUGGAUGAUUUCCGAGGAUCACGCAUGUAUAGAACAGGUGACAUAGUUCGCAUGAUGCCUGAUUCCAGCAUUCAGUUCCUUGGGAGGAAAGAUGACCAGGUCAAGAUUCGCGGACAGCGAGUAGAGCUUGGUGAAGUGUCCGAGGGUGUUCGUAUGGCUUCCCGAGACCCUAUUGAUGUUGCUUCAUUGGUGUUGAGGCACCCUGAUAGUUCAAGAUUACAGCUAGUGUCCUUCAUUGCAACGUCCAGGUCAAAUACAAAACAGAACCCCGAGCCGCCAACGGUUCUAGAUGACACAGUCAAAGAUAUCAAUAACACCCUGAGGGCUCUAUGUCGCAAGUCACUUGCUGCAUACAUGGUUCCAGAUUUAAUUGUCCCGCUUAGCUAUGUACCUCUCGCUGUCACCUCUGGAAAAGCUGAGAACAAGCUACUCACAAAAAUAUUCUUCGGUAUCUCUCUCAGCAUAUUUCACGGGAACCUAGGCCGCCAUGAUGAUAAAACAAACAGCAUGCUGAAUGAUGAGGAAACUGCGAUUCGCGAUAUUAUCAAAGAAGUUAUUCCCAAAGGAAGUGAUAAUGUAGCCCCCAGCACGACUCUGUUCGAACUUGGAGUUGAUAGUCUCGCUGCUAUCAGUAUAUUCACCAAGCUCAGAGCUAUGGGCUAUAGCUGCAGUGUAGCAAAACUUAUGCAGAACCCCACGAUUGAAGACGUGGCUACCUAUCCCAGAUCUGAUGCGGCGACAAAGACGGCCAGGGAGGCUUCCCUUGCGAAAGCACGCGACCUCAUAUCGCAGAACGAACAAGAAUUGUUCCACCAGGAGGGACUCCCUGUCCCACAGAAUGAAAUUGAGUAUAUCUUACCUUGUAUGCCCUUGCAGGAAACUCUGAUCGCGAGCUCUUUGAUUGAUGCGACAGAUGGGUCAUACAUCAACAACAUCCUUCUAGAAUUGGAAGAGGGCGUGGACGUUGCAAAGCUUGAGAACGCUCUUCGGGAGAUUGUAUCGAGGAAUAGCAUACUGCGAACCAUAUUCGUCCUGAAGAACGACCAUGUCUAUCAAAUUGCUAUCAAGGCUGAGUAUGCUCCGUUAAACUGGACAGUUCAUGACAAUUUAGACAUUGUACUGGAUCAAAAAACCCGAUACGACUUCCUUUCAGACAUUCACAACCAAGAUAUUACGAGCAAAAUCACAACCGAGGCACCUCUUCGCGUAUCCGUUUGGCAAUCUACAAGCACUAGUCGGUAUUGUGCGUGUGUAUCUAUUCAUCACGCGAUAUAUGAUGGCAUAUCUUUGACCUCGCUUUUCAAGGAUCUUCGCGAUCUCUAUGAGUCGAAGCAAAUUUCAAGUAGACCUGGACCAAGACAGAUGGUCGAGUACAUUACUUCUUUGGAUGCAGGUCGCGCAAAAGAGUUUUGGACAAAUUCUAUGUCGAAUUGGCAACGAACAAAGUUACUUGGUGACUCGACAGACACUCACCUUAGCGAGGUAUCACGGACAUUUGAGCGCAGCCUCUCCAAGUUAGAGGACCUUGUGAGACCUAUGAAGCUCACUUUGUCAACUCUACUUCAAGGUGCAUAUGCGCUAUCAUUAGCCCAAGCACAGGACUCGGAUGAUGUUAUCUUUGGACAUGUCCUCUCCGGGCGUACGGGCUCAGUGGAUGGAUCGGAUAAGUUGAUAUUCCCAUGCAUCACGACUAUUCCUCAACGAGCAAACAUUCGAGAAUUUGGUUCCCGCACUAUUACGGACUUACUCUCUAGCCUGCAGUCCAGCGGCGCCCAGGCCCUUGAGUUUCAACAUACCUCCCCACGUGACAUUCAAAGAUGGGUGGGAGCUAACAGGCCUCUGUACGAUUGUCUCUUCUCUGUGGUACUCGGAGGUGGAAUAUACGAGGGCACGUCACCAUGGAGACAAGUGGAAAAUUCCAUUUCUGUCGACUAUGCGCUUGCAGUUGAAUUCGAAAUCGAUUCUAGUAACGAUAUAAUCAAAGCUGGUCUUGGCUUCACGGGUGCCUUUGGCGAUGCCACAAGGGCAAGGGAGUUCCUUAAGAAUAUCGAGAUGCUCGUUAACGACAUCUCUGAUGGUUCUGAAAUUUAUCUGCGUGAUCUAGGUAUUACCGAGCCUGCGCAUAUUCCAGACGACAGCAGCAAUGAGGAAUCAGCUACAAAUGGCGAGGAAUGGAGUGUAGAAGAAAGCCAGCUCCGAGACCUGGUAUCAACAUUCUGCUCUGUGCCUCCAGAACAGAUCGGAAAGCGCACCCUGUUCAUUCAUCUGGGCAUUGAUUCCAUUGUUGCGAUUAGGUUUUCGCAGCAGCUGCGCAAACAAGGAUUUCAGAUGUCUUCGGCUGAUGUGAUCCGAUCUGGAAGUAUCAAGGCCUUGAUGGAAAUAAAGCAGAAAGCGAAAGAGAAUAUAGGCGAAGAGUACAGUUCUAUUCCCCGCACCAAUAGAAAGCGAAGUGGGAAUGCGAGUGGCGGAGUGAACGACAGUUUGAACGGGAAUGAAGACUCCGGGGAAAAUUACGAUGGCAGAAACGAACAGUCGCGCCCCUCUACGCUCGAGUCAGACAAUAUAUCCUCCCAGACCCUCAAAUCUCAGCUUCUAUCUGCUGGGCUACUCACUGCCGAGAACGAUGUUCAGCAUUGUUAUGUGGCGACACCGCUUCAGAGUGGCAUGAUCACGCAAACUCUGUCAGUUGAUGGCAAGCUCUACGUCCAUCAUCACGUUGUAAGAGUGAUGUCUCAUGUGGACUCGACGUCACUCAAGCGGGCUUGCGUGACACUGAUCAGUAAAAGUGACAUAAUGAGAACUUCAUUCCGCAGACUAGAACGAGACGUAUCUCAGUGGAUUGCUGUGGUUCAUUCGCAGUCCGUAGCUAGAGUCCGUUUGACCAAAACACUAGACGCACGGGAAGAAAUGGAGCGUGUCGUAUCGAAGAUGAGGUUUAACGACGAGGCCGACUUCCAUCAUACUCCACUCGCGAUAAAUAUCAUCCAAUCGGACAAUGAGCGAUUGCUGUCCAUAUCUCUCCAUCACAGUUUAUAUGAUGGUAUUUCUAUCGUGAAUAUGUUCCGGCAGCUUGCUGAAUAUCUUCAACACGAGGUCGCCGUUAGAACAACUCCAUUCUACCUGGCGGCCGAGGCUAUUUCUGCGAGACAAGAGGAGGCCGUACAAUACUGGGCUACAAGCCUACGUGGCUAUGAGAGCAUUCGAAUCCCAGUCCCCGUGGGCAACGAGAUUACCAAGCCUGUUCUUCGAACAAUUGUCUUCGAUCGAGCACUGUCCACAAUGCUGGAGACUUGUCGGGAACAAGGCUUCACCAUACAAGAUGCUUGCCUUCUUGCAUUUGGCAAAGCGUUGGCCAUGCUUGUUGGUAGACGAGAUGUUACCUUUGGUCAAGUCCUCGCCGGAAGGACCUUGGCAGUGGAAGCCGCAGACCAGAUCAUCGGGCCGUUAUUCAAUACUGUCCCAGUUCGAAUAAAACUCGCCAACAAACUUGCCUUGAACAAGUCCACGAUGCGUAAUAUUCGAAGCUCGAUGACAAAAGCCAUUGACUACCAGCAUGCGUCCCUAGCCGACGUCCAGAAGCUUUGGCGCAAGCAAAGUAACCCGACUGGACCACCCCUGAUCGACAGCCUAUUCACAUUCCAAAAAUUAGAUCAGGGUAUCCGUGAAGCAACAGAAAAGUAUUGGGAGCCCAUUGAUGGCGACUCAGUCUUGGCGCCUUCAGAAUACCGGCUCAACUUUGAAAUCGAACAAAACGCGACCCAGUUGGUGGCUCGCUCGAACGCGCGCAUCACUAACGAGCAGAUCGAUGCUUUGAUGGAUACUUUCCACGAUGCACUAUUCGAUAUACUUGAAAGCCCGGCCAGGUCAAUACUUGCUGUUCCUCGAGGUCUGGUACAAUUACCUCUGACAGUGAUGAAAGAAGAAAGUUUAGACUAUGAUACCGAAGCUGUAUCGAAGUUUGCGGAAAGUAUUCGGACGGCAAUGGCAGAAGUAUGCCAGGUUCAUAAGGAUGCCAUCACCUUGGCAACCAGUAUAUUUUCUAUUGGUCUCGACUCUAUCGCAGCUAUUCAAGUCGCACAGAAAUGCCGUAAGAGUGGUGCGCGUAUCAGUGCCGCUGACAUCGUUGGUGGAAUCACUCUGGGUCGCAUUUGUGAAUUCGCUCUUCGAUCUUCAAGGCUUGUUGAAACACACGAUGUCGCACAAAGGGACCUUGUUCCAGACAAGUUGAAGACUGCUGCCUUGAAAAUACUUACGGUUAGAGCGGACCAGGUUGAGGAUGUGUUGCCACUAUUACCUGGACAGGAAUGGUAUAUUGCUGGGUGGCUAAAAUCCGGAAAGACAACAUAUGAGCCAGCCUGGUCAUACAAAGUACAAGAAACCUUGGAUUCUGGUAAGCUGUUGAUUGCUUGGUUAAAGCUCAUUGAGAGGAACCCCAUCCUGCGCACGACAAUCAUUGCUACUGAGGACGGAAGGACCGUGCAAGUGGUCCUGAGCGCUGAUACCGAAACGAAGUGGCAAGAUAACACAUUCUCUGUGGUUGAGAAUCCAUCCAGAUCUCUCCUCGAAGCUACACGUGAAACAGUCCACAGAGAAGUAAGAGCACCAUCGGAUUUUUACGUUCCUCCCAUACGUCUUCGCCAUAUCAUUGCCAAGGAUGGUCAAGGCAUUGUGCUGAUGCUACAUCAUACACUCUACGACGCCUACAGUAUGCCACGCCUGAUAUCUGAGCUCGCAAGCUUGUAUGCAGGAAAUGCUUCUAUAGACGAUAACGUUCCUUUCUCCAAGUUCGUAAUCAACAGUCUCCAUAAGAUCAAACACUCCGAUCAAGCGAAAUUCUGGAAGCAUGCGAUAGGAUCAUGCAAGUCAACGCACGUCACUAGGAAGCAGAUUUUCCAAAUUCAGGACGGAAUACGCGCACAGCAGCAGACAUUCGUACUGGUCCAUGGCUCGCCUAUUGAUAUCGUUAAAGUAGAAGCUAAAUGCAGGCAGCAUGACAUCAAUCUUCAUCACAUCGUUCUCGUAGCAUUUGCGCGCGUUCUCGCGAAUUUGACUUCGACGCAUGAUCCCCUGUUCGGCUUCUAUCAACAUGGCCGCUCAGCAUCUAUCGAAGACAUCAAUGGUCCUAUUGCCGGACCAUGCAUAAAUAUGCUGCCUCUCGGUUUACCAAAUGUCAUGGAAAUGAGACCACUAGAUGCAGCAAAGACUGUGCAGAAGAUGUUAGGCGAGCGCACCGCAUUUGAACAGAGUCGAAUGAUUGAUGUUUUGAAGUGGGCGGGCUUCAAGGGUGAUAGGCUGCCGUUUAAUGCAUUCUUAAAUCUUCUGUUCCGACGCGAUGUACUAGAUGCCGAGACUAAUGAAAACACUGGUACUAAGGAGGAAAAGGCAUUGUUUCAGCCAUUGCAUAUCGGCUUCCCAACAGACUUCGCACCUGAACAUGAGCUGUCCGGCAAGUCAGCUGUGGACGAUAUGAACAGUGUAAGCAAUGGUUUGGUAGAAAUGAUUUGUGACGGAAAUCUCUAUGUCGAUAUUGGGCCAAGGGGAGAUGGAAGUGGGUUGGACUUUGGUAUUAAGUGUGAAGGCGUGCUCGAAGUUAGCGACCAGAACACGACAGACUCUACGAGGGGUAUCAAGAAUUUCGCCGAAAUUCUUGAUGUCACAAUUGGUGAUUGCUUGGAAAGCUUAGGUGCUUGA
Pseudovirgaria hyperparasitica is the source of this 14193-nucleotide messenger RNA. RefSeq lists its product as uncharacterized. NCBI's taxonomy places the organism in Eukaryota, Fungi, Ascomycota, Dothideomycetes, Acrospermales, Acrospermaceae. Gene Ontology annotation, biological process: secondary metabolite biosynthetic process; amino acid activation for nonribosomal peptide biosynthetic process. The record is from RefSeq and is a predicted model, not a curated record. The transcript is spliced from 2 exons. The coding region runs from base 1 to 14193 and encodes 4730 amino acids. Gene Ontology annotation, cellular component: cytoplasm. Gene Ontology annotation, molecular function: phosphopantetheine binding; catalytic activity.